UUGCCAUAAAUUAAAUCUUCACCGAUACAUCAUCUCAUCAUCGAUUGACACAUCUAUUUACAUUUUGAAACGCAUAUUAGUUUAUUAGUUUUCAAAACAACUAUCAUCAUUUUUGUAUCGAAAAGUUCGUAAAAUAUUUUGUUUCUGUCAUUUUUUUUUGUUUUGAAAAUUAUUCAAAUGGUCUAUUCGAAUUCAUAUUGUUCAUCUUCAUCAUCAUUACAAUUAUCAUCCAUUAUUAUAAAAUAUCAGGCUGAAUUGAAUAAUUUUCGAAAGAAACCAAAAUGGCAUUGCCAUUUCGAUAUAACAGUUCAUCCUAAAAGUGUACGAAAAAACUGUGUCACCUUGUUUUGUUUUGUAUGAUUGUCCUUCAAAUUCUAUCAACUAUAUCUUCAACUCAUUUGUUUUGUGCUUAUUAUUAUUAUUAUUAUUUGUUUAUUUUCUCGACGAUUAUACUUGACGUUGGCUCUUCGUUCGAUUCAAAACAAUACUUAAUUCUCUAAUCAUUGACGCAUUUAAUAUUAAUAAGAUGAAGUUUUUGGAACAUUCUCAUUUCGAAGCUCUUAAUUCAGCAUUGAAUUUUGAUGCUGGCGUAUAUCAGAUUGUUGGAAGACUGGAAAGUUAUUCAUGUAAAUUGGUGGCCAGUGAAAAACGUCUCUUCAAGUUGAUGAAUGCUGCCGAUGGUCUUAGUCCGAAUGAUUUAGAAGUACUUUCACCACCGGAAUCUGGAUCUUUUAACAGCAGAUUCGAUUCAUUCACCGAUUCAGAAUUUCAAUACACACCAGCAUCGAUGAUCAGCCGAAAAACUUUAUUCUAUUUGAUUGCUACAUUGAACGCUUCAUUCAAUCCGGAUUAUGAUUUCAGUAAUUGCCGUGCUGAAGAAUUUAGCCGUGAACCAAGUGUAAAGCAUGUAAUGGAUGCUGUGGAUUCGACAUUUUUCAGUUCAUCGGCAAGACAAGAAUACAAUGAAAUGAAAUCACAGCUUUGGUCGGCAAUCGAUAGUCAUAUUAGUCUAUCAGAUUGUGAAAUCUAUCGUUUUAAUUCGGAUUCAAAUUUCGAUCCAUGGGAUGAUUGUUCCAUAUGGGCUUAUUAUUAUUUUUUCUAUUCGAAAAAACUUAAACGAAUCGUAUUCUUUACCUAUCGUGCUGUUCGGAAUGACGAUCAUGCCAAUCAGCCAGAUGACAUGUUUAACGACACUGGAUACACAUCGUUCGAUAUUGAAAUAAUAUAAAGCCACGAAUAUUGGCCAUAAAUUUUCAUCAUUGUCAAAUAAACACAUAACCACACUUACACCAAGCAGAUAGAUAUGAAUACAUUGAAUUUCAUACAUAGUGAAAAACUAUGAAAAAAAACCUAACACACACGCCUCUUAUAUGAAAAAAAAACCAGGAAAAGAAAAAAAUAUCUAAAUUCUUUUACAAAUCAUAGAAAUUUGAUCUCAUCCAACCCACAUACAAAUACAUCACCUUCUCUUCGUUUCGUUCUCUAUCAUCAUUUUCACAAUUCCUAUGGUUAUGUGUGUAUAUUUUGACUUUGGUCACCUUAUAAUAAUAAUAAUAUAUACGUUAUCUCGAUUUGCUCCACUCUCAUCUAUUUGUACGAUGAGUAUAAUCAAUCACUUGAUAACUGGAAAUAUACCUCUUUUAUUUUAUUUUUUUUUUCCUGUUUGUUUCCAAUCACAGUAUAUGAAUACAUUUGAUAUGCAAACACAUUAAAAUUAAUAUUCUCAUGAAUAAUAAUAUAAAUGUGAAUGAAAUAAUAUGGAAAUACAUAACUCUUUUUUCUGUUU
Messenger RNA from Dermatophagoides farinae (American house dust mite), 1786 nucleotides. RefSeq names its product repressor of RNA polymerase III transcription Maf1 (gene Maf1). Gene Ontology annotation, biological process: negative regulation of transcription by RNA polymerase III. NCBI's taxonomy places the organism in Eukaryota, Metazoa, Arthropoda, Arachnida, Sarcoptiformes, Pyroglyphidae. The record is from RefSeq and is a predicted model, not a curated record. Gene Ontology annotation, molecular function: RNA polymerase III core binding. Gene Ontology annotation, cellular component: nucleus.